Messenger RNA from Trachymyrmex septentrionalis, 594 nucleotides. RefSeq lists its product as uncharacterized. The record is from RefSeq and is a predicted model, not a curated record. The transcript is spliced from 5 exons. Bases 97 to 594 code for a protein of 165 amino acids. NCBI's taxonomy places the organism in Eukaryota, Metazoa, Arthropoda, Insecta, Hymenoptera, Formicidae. Gene Ontology annotation, cellular component: membrane.
GCUUACGCAUAUUAAAUGGAAUCUUUAUAAAUAACGAUAGGAAAUGGAGAACACAAUUAUCUUUGAUUUCAGAACUGACAUUAAAAUCAGUAAAAGAUGUCUUGUUCAAUGACGAUUAGAUCGCAAAUAGCGGUGAAUCGAUUGUCUUCUGCGAUUGUCGUCAAUACCGGUUAUUUGAAAAGUUGGAAUUGUAUUUUAAAGAUGUUACAAUUGGCACUGGGCAUAGUUUGCAUAGGAAUUGUUGGUUACGAAUUUAGUAACAGUAUAAUUUCUCGAAAUAUUGCAGAGCUUUUCUUUCUUCUGAUAAUGACUACUUUCAUGAUUAGCACUUUCAUCGUUCUUCUCAGUUGUCUGGCAUCUCUCUAUACUGCAAAUACUAUACCGAAGACUCUAUGGGAACUUCUUUAUCAUGCUGUUGCAUUUGGAUUGAUACUUGCGGCCUCAUUGACACUCUUGGUAAACAUUCAUAAUAAUAGUAAACGUUCCAGAGGUUAUGAGCUGUUAUUUGGUGCUUCAAUUUGCGGUCUGAUAAAUACGGCUUUAUAUCUCUUGAGCACAAUCAUCGCUCUUCAUACUUAUAGAGAGAAUUGUUGA